GUGUCUGUGCAUCAUAACAAGACCUGUAUACACUCCACGCCCUAGUACAUAGAUACAAUAUCCCGGCCUCUACUCUAGCCUUGCUCAGUAUAUCUAAUAUUGCUCGCCAUGCCUCCAGCAGCUCGUAACCUCCGGCAGCGUGCCGUCACCAACGAGAACGAUGAGAACGUAGGCACACAGCGGUUGACGCGUGCAAAGUCAGCCGCCAUGGACUCAGUUGGUGACGUGCCCAAAAAGACGCAGGCUUUGACCACCAAGAAGUCCCAAUCUGCACUCGCACCCGCCGGUCAGGCUCGGAAGCGUGUAGCACUGGGUGACCGGACCAACUCGAUCAAGACCGAGGGCGUCGGCGCUGGCGCAAAGGACGCGAAGGAUAACAAGAAGCCCUCUGUGGCCAAGAGCGCACUGGCACAAGCAGCACACCCGACCAAGGUCACCAAGAGCUCUCAGACCAAGCAAGCGCGUUCCGUACUCGCUCCUAAAGAGAAGAACGUCAACUCCUCCGGCUCAAAGCGCCCAGCACCUGGCUCUGGCAUUGCUGGCCCGACCAAGAAGCGCCAGCACAUCGCGCCCGACUCUGUGAAGGAAGACCCUGAAGAAGAGGAGAACAUUGAGCCUCCCACGAAUGUCAAGACUGAGGAAAGCAAGGCCGCCCCAAAGACAAAGGAAGUUCCCGUUGCUGUCCCGGAGCCCGUCGUUGAGCCGGAAGAAAAGAUUCCAGAUCUCGAUAUUGAGGAUGUCGAUGACCCGCUCAUGGUCUCGGAGUACGUCGGUGAGAUCUUCGAGUACCUGAAGGAGCUUGAGAUCUCCACCAUGGCCAACCCCGACUACAUGGACAACCAGAACGAGCUCGAGUGGAAGAUGCGCGGUAUUCUCGUCGACUGGUUGCUUGAAGUCCAUACCCGCUUCCGUCUCCUGCCAGAGACGCUCUUCCUCGCCGUCAACAUCAUCGACCGCUUCUUGUCUACCAAGAUUGUUCAGCUGGACCGUCUCCAGCUCGUUGGAGUCACCGCCAUGUUCAUCGCGUCCAAGUACGAGGAGGUCCUGUCGCCACAUGUGCAGAACUUCCGACAUGUUGCAGACGAUGGCUUUACGGAGGAGGAGAUCCUGAGUGCGGAGCGCUUCGUCCUUUCAGCCCUCGACUACGACCUGAGCUAUCCCAACCCGAUGAACUUCCUCCGUCGGAUAUCAAAGGCAGACAACUACGACAUCCAGACCCGUACUCUUGGCAAGUACUUGCUCGAGAUUGGAUGCUUGGACCACCGUUUCAUUGCCCACCCCCCUAGCCAGGUCGCCGCCGCCGCCAUGUACCUCUCGCGACUCGUACUUGACCGCGGCCCAUGGGAUGCGACUCUAUCGUAUUACGCUGGCUACACCGAGGAGGAGAUCCAGCCCGUCCUCGAGCUCAUGAUCGACUACCUGUCCGGUCCCGUUCUCCACGAGGCCUUCUUUAAGAAGUACGCUAGCAAGAAGUUCAUGAAGGCCUCUAUUGUACUGCGCUCAUGGUGUAAGAAGUAUGUUGCCCAGUACGGCAACGCCCUGCAAGACAGCUCCUCGAAGGCAUGAGCCACCGCUGAGCUCGUGUGGGCAUGCUAGUCGUCCCGCAUGAUCCAGCAUGUUGCAGCACCCGGUAUACCUUCGCACCUCUUCGGCCCUAGGAAGCUUCACUACAACCAACCGGCAUUGUGCUGUGGUUGCACCGCUCCCUACCAUGCUUGCAUUUUGGCCAUCUCUUA
This is a messenger RNA of Paraphaeosphaeria sporulosa, 1736 nucleotides long. Its product is annotated as A/B/D/E cyclin. Gene Ontology annotation, molecular function: cyclin-dependent protein serine/threonine kinase regulator activity. NCBI's taxonomy places the organism in Eukaryota, Fungi, Ascomycota, Dothideomycetes, Pleosporales, Didymosphaeriaceae. Gene Ontology annotation, biological process: G2/M transition of mitotic cell cycle; regulation of cyclin-dependent protein serine/threonine kinase activity. The coding region runs from base 109 to 1566 and encodes 485 amino acids. Gene Ontology annotation, cellular component: cytoplasm; nucleus; centrosome. The record is from RefSeq and is a predicted model, not a curated record. The transcript is spliced from 4 exons.